CUGACAGACACAUAUGUGGUUGGUGGCAGCAGGUGGCGGCUGAUUUCUGUUGCUGCUGCUGCUGUCAGACACAGCAUCUCUGCUCCUAGCCUUCUGCUGAUCGCACAGCAUUUGUGUCUCAGAGCUUGAAGUGCAGGCAGAGACAAGGAUCAACCACGGACUGUCAUCUGUUUACUACGACCACAAAAUAAAACUCAUUAAGUUGGAAUUGUCUCACGAUAACCCUAGAAAAUCUGCCCGAAUUCACAACUGUAGUGUGUAAAAGCUAGUCGCAGCAAUGGGGAACAGCAAGAGCGGUGCCGUGUCCAAAGAGAUCCUGGAGGACCUGAAGCUCAGUACCAAGUUCUCAGAGACUGAGAUCGUCCACUGGUACGAAAACUUCAAGAAGCAGUGUCCGUCGGGGCGCAUUACCAAAGAGGAGUUUCAGAACAUCUACAGCAAGUUCUUCCCGGAAAGCGACGCCAACACGUACGCCCAGCAUGUCUUUCGCUCCUUUGACACCAACGAUGAUGGCACUUUGGAUUUCAAGGAGUACAUCAUUGCCCUCCACAUGACGUCAACAGGGAAGACCACAAGAAAACUGGAGUGGGCCUUUUCGCUGUUUGACGUAGACAAAAAUGGAUACAUCACCAAGUCUGAGGUCAAAGAAAUCUGUGCGUCUAUUUUCAAGCUGAUUCCCAAAGAUGAGGUGGAUGACCUGCCCGACGACGAAAACACUCCUGAAAAGAGGGCGGAGAAGCUCUGGAAAACCUUCAACAAAGAAGAUAACGACCGAAUCGCAGAGGGAGAGUUUGUCCACGGACUGUUGAACAACGAGGAAGCCCUUUCUCUGAUUCAGUAUGAACCACUGAAAUAAAAGUCCGAUGAAGAGGACUCACCUCCCAUCCGCUCCAGCCACUUUCAGCACCAUCCUUCAUUCUGUUAAUGCAGUGACGCCUGAACGCACCCUUACACACAGGAGGCGCGCCUAUAAUGCGCCAUUGCCCCACAUCAAUCAGCCGUGCAUAAUCUCCAGCUUGGUUUUGUAACGUUUGUUUGUAUCAGUGUCCUCUUUAAAGAUGUGCUGCAGAUGAAACAUGAAGCUAAAAAAUUGUCAUUGUGGUGACAGAAGCAAAAGUUUUUACUGCUCUAAAGCAAACCCUCAUAGCUACACUUUUUUUUUUGCUGAAGCUCACUUAUGAAUGGAGACUACAAUGUGUAAGGGUAAGGUUAUUUCUUUUAGAAGAAUAUGUGUUGAUUUUAGAAUGCAAACAGACUAAUUAUAACCAUGUGUUUCCUGCAUUUCCUGAGCAUUAGUUUCAUUAUUUUAACCUUUCUAAAAACUCCCAUAUAUGUUUUAUGAUUUUCAAUUUUGUCUUUUUUGGUCUUUCAUGUAUAUUUACCAGUGUUGUCUGAUGGUUGUUCGCUAGAAAAGUUGGAGAGUAGUCUCAGUUGAAGAUUUUCCUUUGUAAUAACAACAAGUGAAGAUUGUAAUAAAAAUGAAAAUUUUACAAACUG
Messenger RNA from Oryzias latipes (Japanese medaka), 1497 nucleotides. RefSeq names its product recoverin-like. NCBI's taxonomy places the organism in Eukaryota, Metazoa, Chordata, Actinopteri, Beloniformes, Adrianichthyidae. Gene Ontology annotation, molecular function: calcium ion binding. The record is from RefSeq and is a predicted model, not a curated record.